AUGACCGACCAGGAACUAGAGGAAUAUAUCCUCGUUCACGACGCAGCAACAGCUCUAUGCGCCACGGAAGCGCCAGAAGAAGAACACAAAAUACCAGCGGAAUAUACGGAAUUCAAGACGUGUUCACGCCACCAAGGGAUAGUAAGCUACCAGAGCAUAGUCCGUUCGACCAUGAUAAAGAUCAAGGACGGCGAGGAACCAAAGUUCAUACCGAUCUACCCACUAUCGCAGAAAGAGUCAGCGACACUAGAAGAAUACAUCAAGGAUAACCUUAAGAAGGGGAACAUUCAACACUCGAAAUCUUCAGCAGGAUAUCCAAUCCUGUUUGUACCGAAGAAAGGAGGGGAACUCAGAAUGUGCGUUGACUACCGACAGCUCAACGACAUUACGAUCAAGGACCGGCACCCGUUGCCGUUAAUCAACGAAAUCCAAGACAUCAUUCAAGGAGCGAAAUAUUUCAGCAAAACCAAAUACGGGCACUACGAGUACAAGGUUAUGCCGUUUGGUCUUACCAACGCACCCGCAUCAUUUCAACGGUUCAUCUUCCAUAUUCUACAAGGAUACCUCGACAAGUUCGUGAUCGCAUACCUCGACGAUAUCCUAGUAUUCUCCAAAACCGAGGAAGAACACAUCGAGCACAACAGGAAAGUACUACAACGACUCAGGGAAGCAGAGGUGACGCUCAAACUCAAGAAAUGCGAGUUUCAUAUCCAACAGACAAUCUCGCAAGAUGAUACCCGCGGAAACAACUACGACGUACACGACAAGGAACUGCUAGCCAUAGUAUCAGCAUUUCAGACGUGGAGAGCCUACUUGGAAGGGGCCAAGCACACAGCGGAGACCUUAGCCCAAUACGACUUCAAGAUCGUGCACUAUAAAGGGACCGAAAACACGGUCGCGGACGCGCUUAGUCGACGACCCGACUAUGAACUAGGUACCAAGGAGGCAGCACCAGCAAUCUUGGCAAACGAUAACGAAGGAAACAUCGUCUACAAUCACCAGACGCUCGCAGCGACUAGCGAGGUCCAGAACGACGAAUAG
This is a messenger RNA of Penicillium oxalicum, 1041 nucleotides long. RefSeq names its product reverse transcriptase family protein. The record is from RefSeq and is a predicted model, not a curated record. NCBI's taxonomy places the organism in Eukaryota, Fungi, Ascomycota, Eurotiomycetes, Eurotiales, Aspergillaceae. The transcript is spliced from 4 exons. The coding region runs from base 1 to 1041 and encodes 346 amino acids.